ACACACACACACACACACACACCCCUUGAACACACUUGCACCCUGACCCCACUGACCCCUGCCGCCGUCGCCAUGGUGAUGUUGAAGCUGUCGUCGCAGAAGCUGGGCUUCUUCCUGGUGAGCUUCGGCUUCAUCUGGGGCAUGAUGCUGCUCCACUUCACCAUCCAGCAGCGCACCACGCACGAGAGCAGCACCGUGCUGCGGCAGCAGAUCCUCGACCUCAGCAAGCGCUACAUCAAGGCCCUCGCCGAGGAGAACCGCAGCGUCAUGGACGGGCCUUACGUCGGCACCAUGACCGCCUACGACCUGAAGAAGACUCUGGCUGUGUUGCUGGACAGCAUCAUGCUGCGUCUGGCGAAGCUGGAGACCAAAGUGGAGAACAUCCUCUACAACGGCACCGGGGGCAACCUGACCAAUGGCACCACCACCACCGCGCCCAGCGCUGCCAACGCUGCCAACGCAGAGAAGGUCAACGUGGCAGAUCUGCUGAACGGCGCCCAGGAGAAGUGUGAGCUUCCUCCGCUGGAUGGCUUCCCCCACUGCGAGGGCAAACUGAAGGUGAGCAUCACACCUUCACCUUCACCAUCAACUUCUUGUCAUGGUUCUCAAACCAUUCCUGAAGAGUGUUCUGGAACACCCCUGGGCCCUCGUUUUCCCAGAGGAGAUCUCCUGCCCCAAUCUGGGGUUCUGCUGCUGUUCGCUUCUUCACAGAGGCGCAGAGCAACGGAGAGAACUGAGAUGAGAGGAGACGCUAAAGGCAACAUGUGGAGGCUCAAGAACAGGAAUGAAGAAGAAGGGAAAGGCCUGACGGAGAUCCGUACGAGUUUUGACGAGCUGUAUCGGGUGAUGUCUCGGCGCGAGGAGUUCCGCUGGAUGAUGCUGCGGAUCAAGCGCAUGGCCGACCCCUGGGUCAGCGCCGUCCGCUCGCUCGCCGCCAAGCAGGACCUGGGCAACCGCAAGCGCAAGAAGAUCCUGGUUCACCUGGGCCUGCUCACCAAGGAGUCGGGCUUCAAGAUCGCAGAGAACGCCUUCAGCGGGGGACCGCUGGGGGAACUGGUGCAGUGGAGCGACCUCAUCACCACCCUCUACCUGCUGGGCCACGACGUGCGCAUCUCUGCCUCGCUGGCUGAGCUCAAAGAGAUCAUGAAGAGGGUGAUGGGGAACAAGUCCAGCUGCCCCACGCAGGGCGAUAAGGUGGUGGAGCUCAUCUACAUCGACAUCGUGGGUCUGACUCAGUUCAAGAAGACCCUGGGCCCCUCCUGGGUGCACUACCAGUGCAUGCUGCGAGUGUUGGACUCCUUCGGCACGGAGCCUGAGUUUAACCACGCCCACUACGCCCAGUCCAAGGGCCACAAGACCCCCUGGGGCAAAUGGAACCUCAACCCGCAGCAGUUCAACACCAUGUUCCCUCACACCCCUGACAACACCUUCCUGGGUUUCGUGGUGGAGCAGCACCUGAACGCCAGCGACAUCAGACACAUCGACGAAGUCAAGCGGCAGAACCAGUCCCUGGUCUACGGAAAGGUGGACAACUUCUGGAAGGACAAGAAGAAGUACCUGGACAUCAUCCACCAGUACGCAGAGGUGCACGGAACCGUCCACGGAACCAGCACCGUCCACCUGCCCGGGUACGUCAUGAACCACGGCAUCCUGAGCGGACGAGACCUGCAGUUCCUCCUGCGUGAGACCAAGAUGUUUGUGGGUCUCUCCUUCCCGUACGAGGGACCCGCCCCCCUGGAGGCCAUAGCCAAUGGCUGUGCUUUCCUCAACCCCAAGUUCACGCCGGCCAAGAGCAGCAAAAACACAGACUUCUUCAAGGGCAAGCCCACCCUACGAGAGUUGACCUCCCAGCACCCGUACGCGGAGGUGUACAUCGGCCAGCCCCACGUGUGGACUGUGGACAUCGAGAACCCACUGGAGGUGGAGAGGGCCGUCCGCUCCAUACUCAGCCAGAAGAUCGAGCCCUACCUGCCGUACGAGUUCACCUGUGAGGGGAUGCUGCAGCGGGUCAACGUCUUCAUCCAGAAGCAGGACUUCUGCCACGGCCAGGUGAUGUGGCCCCCCCUGAACGCCCUGCGGGUGAAGCUGGCGGAGCCGGGCCAGUCGUGCAAGCACAUGUGCCAGGAGGAGCAGCUCAUCUGUGAGCCCUCCUUCUUUCAGCACCUCAACACGGUCAAGGACCUGGCCAGGUUUGGUGUGGACUGCCAGACGGCGGAGUCGUCGGGGGACACGGUGGUGCCGGCGUACAGCGACGUGCGCAGACACUGCGUCCUCCAGGCGGACCUCCUGCUGUUCAGCUGCGCGGGCGCGCACCCCUCCCUCAAGCGCGUCUGCCCCUGCAGAGACUACAUGAAGGGCCAGGUGGCGCUGUGCCAGGACUGCUCAUAGCCCACACACACACACACACACACACACAUGUGUACGCACAUACACACACACACACACACACACACACACACACACACACACGACACGUGUGUGUGAGCCUCAUGCUAACGCAAAACACCUCCAGACACCAGCCCUGACAUCUUCUGCAGCACACACACGUUCAUACACACUCUCUCACACACACACACACACACACACACACACACACUCGUAUAAGCAGACAGUGUGAAAUCCCACAUUAAACAUGUGGGCAGAAGUGUGUUAGGCUUCAGAGGGGUGAACACGUGCCCACUUGGACCGCUGGCACAGGUGGUACAGGUGGCACAGGUGGCACAGGACUCCAGACGGGCGUGGGUGACAGCAUUGUCCUGAGCGCUUUACGUGUUACUCAACACAGCAGACUAGAACAGAGUAUUAUAGAGCUGCAGUCGAAGCCCUAGACUAGUGCAGGGUUACUCCACACACACACACACACACACACACACACACACACACACUUGAUGGACACAGAAACACAGACUUCUACAAGCCUGAAUAUACUUGAAACGGAAGAGGGUGUAUGUCCUGAGCAGAGGAACCUUGCUGGAAGAAGAAAUCUAGAUUAACCCUUGUCUGUAGUGCAGUAGGUUAAAGAUUACACACACACACACACACACACACACACACACACACACACAAAACACACUCAUACACACUUGCAGACACUCCUAUUGUCCGAAGAACUUCAUCAUUUGGGACCAAACUCACCGACGGGAGCAUGGCUACUCCAUCACCAACGGGAGCAUUGCUACUCCACCCUCUGCUCCAGCUCCAACUAACCAGAGACAGAUACGGACUGAAAGACUUUGAUCUCCAGUUGGACGCUCGAGUGGAAGUGUGUGUGUGUGUGUGUGUGAGAGCUCCGCUGUGUGAAGGAGAGCACCUCCACCACAGG
Clupea harengus (Atlantic herring) is the source of this 3322-nucleotide messenger RNA. RefSeq names its product alpha-1,6-mannosylglycoprotein 6-beta-N-acetylglucosaminyltransferase. Gene Ontology annotation, cellular component: Golgi apparatus. Gene Ontology annotation, molecular function: alpha-1,6-mannosylglycoprotein 6-beta-N-acetylglucosaminyltransferase activity. The transcript is spliced from 16 exons. Gene Ontology annotation, biological process: protein N-linked glycosylation. The record is from RefSeq and is a predicted model, not a curated record. Lineage: Eukaryota; Metazoa; Chordata; Actinopteri; Clupeiformes; Clupeidae. Bases 73 to 2388 code for a protein of 771 amino acids.